ACCCCCAAACCUCGCUGUGCUGUGACCCCCUCAGUCUCUCUGUAUUGGGACCCCCAACCCCAUGGUCGCCCCAGUCUCCAUGCCCCAUGACCCCCAACCCCCGUGUUCUGCCCCCCAGCCCUUGCGCGGUGGCCCCGCCAGCCCAGCUGCGUUGUGCCCCCCAGCCCCCCGUGUUCUGCCCCCCAGCCCCACGACCCCCAGCCCCUCUGCGCUGUUAUUGUCCCAAACCCCACAUCUCCGUGCGCCGCCGUUUGGGGUUUUUGUGCGCGCCGAGUGACACCCCCGGUGCGGGGACAGCAGCGCGACCCCCGCCCGGCCCCGGCGCCCCCGCAGCCCCGCAGGCAGCUCCGCGCAGCGGGUGCGUCGCCGCCUGCGCCGCCGGGUGAUUCAUCCGCUGCGGCCCCCCCCGCGCCGGCAGCCGCCAAAAAUAGCGAUGCGGGGGGGGGAAGAACCCUCCAAAUAACCUCCCCUGCCUCCCCCCGCCCGCUCCGCCGGCAGCCGGGCCGGGAUGGCGGCCACGGGGCGACGGCCCCGGCACCUCCGGCACCGGGACAGCGGGGACCGGGACCCGGCGCUGGGGGAUGCGCUGCUCCGGUUGCCAUGUGAGCAGGUGACACCUGGGGACCGUCACACCCCCCCGCUGCCGUGAGCGCCGCCAUGCCCAGCCCCGUCCGCCGCCCCCCCGGGGCCACCGGGCCGCCCGGCGCCGCCGCCACGUUACCGGCCGACGGCUCGGCCCUGCUGCGCGCGGUGGCCCAGGGCAAAUUCCGGCUGACGCGGCUGCUGCUGGAGGGGGGCGCCUACAUCAACGAGGGCAACGCCGCCGGGCACACGCCCCUGAUGGCGGCGUGCGGUGCCGACUACGCCGACCCGCCGGAGCAGCCGCGCAUGGUGCGGUACCUGCUGGAGAACGGCGCCGACCCCAACAUCCCCGACAAGACGGGCAAGACGGCGCUGAUGCACGCGUGCGCCCAGGGCGCCGGGCCCGGCGUGGCCGCGGUGCUGCUGGCCCACGGCGCCGACCCCAGCGCCCGCGAUUACGCCGGGGCCUCGGCCUUGGUUUACGCGGUGGAGCGCGGGGAGCGGGAGACGCUGCGGGUGCUGCUGGACGCCUGCAAAGCGCGGGGGAAGGAGGUGAUCAUCAUCACCACCGACACGUCCCCCUCGGGGACCAAAACCACCCGCCAGUACCUCAACUCGCCGCCGUCGCCGGGGCCGGAGGGGAAGCGCUCGCCGGGGGGCUGCAUGUCGCCCUCGGACAUCGAGGUGCGGGCGGCGGCGUCGCCGGCGGGCAGCGAGAAGGAAGAGGAAAGGGACAUCUUCUGCUUCCCCGCCCCGCCGCCCGGCGCCGCCGGCCCCGACCUCCCCCGGGGCGCGCGGGGGCGGCCGCUGAAGCGCCUCAAUUCCGAGCCCUGGGGGCUGGUGGCCUCGGCGGCGCCGGAGGGGACGCGGGGAGCCGCGGCCGAGCGGCUGGUGCCGGGGCUGGAGGGGCUGAGCCUGGGCGGGCGGCCGCGGCGGCACAGCGUGGAGGGCCGGGAGGCGGCGGGGCUGCCCGGGGCCGCCUGGGCCGAGCGCGUCCCCCCGCCGUGUCCCCAACCGCCGCCGCGCCGCAACACGGCCCCCGACACGCCGCGGGGGGGCAAACCGCGCCGGGACCCCCCCGAAAACGAGGGGCACCCCCAGAGCGGCGAAUCGUCCCCCCCCGGCACCCGCCGGCGCCCCCCGGGUUUGCUGGAGCGCCGCGGCUCCGGGACCCUCCUGCUGGAGCCCUGGGCCCCCGGGAGGUUCCUGCCCCCCCUGCCGCCCCCCCGCGCGCCCCCCCCGGGCCCCCCCUCGCCCAAGGGCCGCCGCAAGCUGCUGCGGCGCCACUCGAUGCAGCCGGAGGAGCUGCGGCUGCUCGUGAACUUCCAGAGCGCGCUGGCGCCCGAGCCGGGGACUUAGGGACCCCGCGUCCCCCCCAGCAAAAAGUGGCACCCGGACGCCUGGGUCCCACUCACGGCGUCUUUAGGGACCCCCCCAGGCCGCUCUGACACCCCCUGGCUGUGCCGGUGCCACCACGGGGCCUCCUCAUGCAGGUGGUGGCGCGUUCACUCUGAAGCCUACUGAUGACCGCAGCUCCCGCCCAUUCUUCCAUCGCUGCCCUGGGCAGAAACUUUGCACGACCCCAAAUCCCUUCGGGAGCCGGAGUUCCCCCCGCGCCCCCCUCCUCGGGGGUCUCCCCCCAGUUUGGGGUGCGGGGUCCUGGUGGGGGGCGCAUUGGGGGGCGCAGACGCUGUCGGUGUCCCGGUGAAUAAAGGCUCCGUAAAUAAA
Messenger RNA from Columba livia (rock pigeon), 2310 nucleotides. RefSeq names its product ankyrin repeat domain 34A (gene ANKRD34A). The transcript has 2 exons. The record is from RefSeq and is a predicted model, not a curated record. Bases 658 to 1941 code for a protein of 427 amino acids. Gene Ontology annotation, molecular function: protein binding. NCBI's taxonomy places the organism in Eukaryota, Metazoa, Chordata, Aves, Columbiformes, Columbidae.